CAUUACAGGGGAGGGAGUCAGAACGACAGUCUUGAUCAUCCCUGAAGCAAACUCUGCUGGCUGAACGCUUCACCAAGCACUUUCUCACUCCUUUUCCAGAAUCACGCCGAAACAAAACAAAAAUGUCUCCAGUCAUUUUGUGCUGAACUUGUGCCUACCUAACUUGCGGAAGGAGCAACAGGACGCAACUGAGAAUCGGAAUCUGCAGAGCAAAUGCGAUUGUAAUCGAUUUUAAAAGGAAUAUUUUAACUCAUCUCUCUCCCUCAGCUUAUGUCAACUUGGCUGGAACUCAUUGUAUGCUGAAUCACAGCUGACCUCACCUCAGUGGCAUCAUGGCUUUAGAAGUGGAGCAAAAAGCAAGCAAACUGACUUUUGGAUUUCAGCGCAGUUCAACAUCAGAUGAUGAUUCUGGUUGCGUUUUGGAAGAGUAUGCAUGGGUUCCACCUGGCCUAAAGCCAGAACAGGUACAGCUCUAUUUUUCAUGCCUGCCAGAAGACAAGGUCCCUUAUGUCAACAGUCCUGGAGAGAAACACAGAAUUAAGCAGCUUCUGUAUCAACUACCACCGCAUGAUAAUGAGGUGCGUUACUGCCAAUCUCUGAGUGAGGAAGAAAAGAAAGAAUUGCAGCUCUUCAGUGCUCAGAGGAAGAAAGAUGCACUGGGGAGAGGAACUAUCAAACAGCUACCAAGAGUCCAAAUGCAUACUGCUUGUGAUCAGUGUGAGGAGAAGAUAAAAGGAGGUGAAGUUGCAAUAUUCGCCUCCAGGGCUGGUUCUGCUGUUUGCUGGCACCCUGCAUGCUUUAUCUGCUCAACCUGCCAGGAGCUCCUCGUUGACCUCAUCUACUUUUACCAAGACAGGAAAAUCCAUUGCGGCAGGCAUCACGCUGAACUUCUGAAACCCCGCUGCUCUGCCUGUGAUGAGAUUAUUUUUGCCGAUGAAUGCACAGAAGCUGAAGGCCGUCACUGGCACAUGAAGCACUUCUGCUGUUUUGAGUGUGAAACUGUUCUGGGUGGCCAAAGAUACAUUAUGAAGGAUGGGCGCCCAUACUGUUGUGGCUGCUUCGAGAGUCUAUACGCAGAAUACUGCGAAGCAUGUGGGGAUCAUAUAGGAGUUGACCAUGCACAGAUGACAUAUGAUGGGCAACAUUGGCAUGCCACCGACCAAUGCUUUUGCUGUGCCCAGUGCAGGACUUCGCUUCUGGGAUGCCCUUUCCUCCCAAAACAAGGUCAGAUUUUCUGCUCGAAAUCCUGCAGCCUGGGCGAAGACGUACACGCCUCAGACUCCUCCGACUCUGCGUUCCAAUCCGCGCGGUCAAGAGAGUCCAGGAGGAGUGUCCGACUGGGAAAAAGCAGCAAGUCAGCAGACCAAUGCAGGCAGUCGUUGCUGCUUUCGCCUGCUGUCAAUUACAAAUGCCCCGAUCUCUCUGGCAGGAGCGACGACCCAUUAUCUCAGCAAAUGGAUGCCCUCAGCCUCGGCAGCCCAGCUGCGAGUCUCAGCAACAAUCGUUUUUGGAACGGUCGGGUGGAGGCCGACGCAGCUGAGGAACAUGAAGAAUGGGCUGAGCACGACGACUACAUGACCCAGCUACUGCUUAAGUUUGGCAAUCGGGGCAUCUUUCAGCAGUUCAGUGAAGACGCCAAGCACUGGAUAUCAGACAGCGAAGCCAAAAGUAAGAAGGAACUGAAUGGCCGUAAUGGUCAGGGCUUGGUAAGUACGAAGUAUGAGUCCAACAUGUACUGGGCGCAAUCCCAGGAUAAUCUAGGAGAUUCCGCCUAUGGGAGCCACCCUGGACCAGCCAGCAGUCGCAAGAUUCAAGAGCUUGACAUUGAUCAUGGUGCAGCGGCCUACAAUCAUGACCAAAACCAGUGUAAGACAACACUUUUAAUCAUCUUGAGUUCAACAGUUAUAACACGCACCAUUGCCUUGCUCUGCGCUUCGGUAGAUGGAGAUAACCAGCAACGGUCGUCUGUAUUUGGUCUCCAGGACUUCCAAGAAGUUGAGAAUGACUGUGAGAAAAUGAGUAACAUGGGGACAAUGAACUCCUCAAUGCGCCACCGCAGCACGGAAUCCCUGAAGAGUUUGACCUCUGAUCUCUGUCAGGUCAUGGCACCAGAGGAGAAGCAAAAACCUCUCUGCAAUCCAAUGCUAAGAAGGUCAAAGUCUCAGUCAAGGCCCCAGCAAGUUAAGUUUUCUGAUGAUGUCAUUGACAACAGGAGUUACGAGGAGAUUGGAAUCCGGCAGCCUCCAAUGAGCGAGAGAACCCGUCGGCGUGCGUACAAUUUUGAUGGCUAUAGCAAUCGGCACCAUCACCGCCGCCGCAGGAGCAGGAAGUCCCGUUCUGACAAUGCCCUCCAUCUGGUGACAGAGAGGAGGAGUCCACGAGAAAGGCCUUGUGUAUACUCUCCGGAGGAUUGUGCAAAAUUAACCGAAGCCAAAAUCUCGCAGGAAAGGCAAGCGUACAUUCAAAGCCAGGAAUUGUAUGGGCAGUACAGUCAUAACCCAGACUACGCCCUACAGAACCAAGUCGUGGACAAAUUUCUUGGCUUGUAUGCUGAGGAUGAUGACUCCUGGUGCUCAACCUGCUCCUCUUCAUCCUCUGAUUCAGAAGAAGAAGGUUAUUUCCUUGGGCAACCGAUCCCACAGCCCAGGGCCCAACGAUACCAGUAUUAUACAGAUGAUCUUGCAGGGCCGUCAUCAGUGCUACUGAGUUCUGGUGUUGGAUCACGGACCACCAAAUCCAAAAAGAAAAAGGGGCACAAAGGGAAAAAUUGUAUCAUUUCCUAGGACAGAAUUAGCAUAAACCAAAUCUGCAAGGAGCCUUUCCAGCUUGCUACUCUGUGAAUUCAGAUGGUGUCACUAAAUGUCUAGUGGAAGCAACCUAUAAGUUCAUUUGAAACUACAGAACAUCCAGAAACAAAGUUAUUGGUGUUGAAACUGCUACUAUUGUACUUUAAGGCCAAGAGUGACUGACACAGCACUUGUGGAUAAACACACUAUUAUUUACGCUUGUAGCAGUACACUCAUUUCUGUAUUUUCAUGUACUACCUACUAAUAAGCAGUGCAGUGGGUAACAUCCCUGUCUGUGAGCCAGAGGGUUCAGGUUCCUGUCCCACUUCAGGACUUGAUGGUCAAGGAAGGUGCAUAUAUUAUGUCGCAAAACAGGUUGGUUAUGAACGGCAAAUUCUUCCCAUGCCAAUGGCAGGCAGUAACAACUGGAAAGAUACUUUGUGAGCCACGUGAUGGGAAAAGAAACAUUCUAUUGUCACUGUCCGAAGCGAUACAUAGAUACAUACAACAUGCAUGUAAAAGGUGAUGUUGCCACAGCAACUCAGACCCCACCCCUCUCUGAGCAAACACCAUAUAGUUCUUCAGUCAACCAGUACAACAUGGAACUUCAUACUGCUGAGUUUACACUUUGAGAAAGUUUUAACUGGUCUUAACAGCUUUUAACUUUGUAACCAUUUUAAUAUGUCUUUAUUGGUGCUUUAUUAUAAUGUUAAAUGUUCACUUAUAUUAAGGUAUUUGCAAUGAGUAUGUAAAGGCAAAGCAAAAGUUGCUGAGUGACCAAUGGGCAAUAAUGAAAGUCAGGCUGGACUAUGUGGGUGCAAAUCUGCUUCCCAAUUUUGAAUAUUCCAGGCAUAAAAGUAGCUGCAGUCCGUACUUUCAAAGAAAAAUGUUGGUAUUUAAAAUGUAGGAUUUAGUAACUAAAGUUAAUCAUAAUUUAACAGUGCAAAUACUGUAUAUAUUGUACAGUUCAGAUUAAGAACUGAUAUUUUUAUAUAUCCCUGAAUUACAAAACAAGUCGUUUAUCUUUGGUUGUAAGAAAUAGAUGUAAUGAAGUAAUUGGCAACAUCAUAUUCGUUUUCUUAAUGACUUCUUGUCAAGUAACAAUUUAGCUUGUCUUUAGGGCGUGUGUGUGUGUGUGUGUGUGUGUGUGUGCGCGCGCGCGCGCGUGUGCAUGUGUUUAUGCUUCUAUAUACAGCAGACGUUGCCCCCAGUCUUUUUGUUAAAUUAAAUUCUUGCCGGGGUUGUCAGAAUGCAGAGUAUUAAUAGUCCUGCCCAGUUGCAGAACCGGGUGUCCUUGCUGUGUUACAAGAGCUCAUUGUGAAUCAGAUAAUGUAAAGAAAUAUCAAACUGAUGUAUAAAUGUAAAAACUGGAACAUGUAG
Molecule: messenger RNA, 4166 nt
Organism: Rhincodon typus (whale shark)
Lineage: Eukaryota; Metazoa; Chordata; Chondrichthyes; Orectolobiformes; Rhincodontidae
Gene: prickle1b
Product: prickle homolog 1b
Exons: 9
Coding region: 333-2783 (816 amino acids)
Molecular function (GO): zinc ion binding
Source: RefSeq, a predicted model, not a curated record